CACGAGAGAGACAGAGAUGGGUGCAGUCUGUUCACUCCCUCCAGGUCCUCCACUGAGGAUUGUGAUGAUUGGGAAAACUGGUGUUGGGAAGAGUGCGGUCGGUAAUACCAUUGUGGGAAGAAAGGUUUUCAAGUCUUCAGCGAGUGCGCAGUCAGUAACAGAGAACUGUGAGAAAGAACGGGUCAGAAGUGGCAGAAAGAUCCAUGUGGUCGACACACCUGGCAUUCUGGAUACGUCUAAAAGUGCAGAGAGCAUCAAGCAAGAGAUUAUAAAAUGCAUCCAGGUGUCCUCUCCCGGCCCUCAUGCCUUCCUGUUGGUCAUCCAGAUUGGCAGGUUCACCAAAGAAGAAGAAAACUGUGUCCAAGCCCUGGAGAAAAUCUUUGGACCUGAGGCGUCUAAGUACAUGAUUGUUCUGUUCACGCGUGGCGAUGAACUGAAAGGCAAAAGUAUUCGGGAGUAUGUGCAAACAGGCCACCCGAAACUUCGAGAGGUGAUAAACAGGUGUGGUAACCGGUACCAUGUCUUCAACAACAAGAAAAGGAUAAAGAGGCCUCAAGUGAUUGAGUUGAUCAAGAGGAUUGAUGAGUUGGUGGCAGCAAAUGGAGGGAUGCACUUUCGUGAAGAAAUGUAUGAGGAGACAGAGAAGACUCUGCAGCAGCAGAAGGGUGACAGAGAGACAGCAGAGCAGCAAGUUUACAACUUCCCCUUCAUGGCCGAUCUGCUUCAAAGGGUCAUUCUGUUUCAGGCUAUGCUAGCUGCCACACAGGACAACCCCAACAACCUGGACCGCUCCAUCACCGUCCCCACCUCCAACAUAACACCAUGACAGCCUUCAGUUCCAGUUCAAAUUUCUGCUUGUCUGAUACAGAGACUCAAAUAGUUUAACAUACAUACAUUUACUCAAUAGUUUAACAUACAUUGUCCAACAGCUAAUUUAUGUCCCUAGGACAAAUUAUUCAAAUGUGUAAGUAAUAAAUGUAUAAUGAAUACAGUUCUGGAAUAAUUAUAUAUAUUUGGUUAUAUUUGGUUAUUUACCCAAUAUCAAGUAUGUGUGUGUGUUGCUGCUGUAUAUAAAUUUACUUGAUGAUAUGCCCUAAAGUUUGACCAUGACAUGAUGGGUAAAAAAUCCUUUCCUUGGCAAUGUUGUGUAACGCCAAGGCCAAUACAACCAUCCUGGUUCACAGAUACACUAGUUUUAUAGCACACAUAAAGGAAUAUUGUAUGCAGUACAAGGUCUUUCCUGAUGUGGUCAUAUCAGUAGAGCAAAAACACAGAUUUAUAUUGUAUGAUCACUGCAAAUAAUAUUGCAUGUGUGAUGAUAUGUAUUGUAUUUAUAGAUUUGCUCUACUCAUUUGAAGUGUAAUAUGUAUAGAUGUUAGCAGGAGAUUCUAUGUCCAUGUAAUUAUACUGAUUAAU
Larimichthys crocea (large yellow croaker) is the source of this 1416-nucleotide messenger RNA. RefSeq names its product GTPase IMAP family member 7-like. The record is from RefSeq and is a predicted model, not a curated record. NCBI's taxonomy places the organism in Eukaryota, Metazoa, Chordata, Actinopteri, Sciaenidae. The coding region runs from base 17 to 826 and encodes 269 amino acids. The transcript has 2 exons. Gene Ontology annotation, molecular function: GTP binding.